GUCGUAAGCUUCACGCAUGUUGUUCUGCUGUGCUGCAUGCAAGUUUCACAAGUCCACACAAAGUAUGCAGGUCCAGAACUUUCAUCAUGUCACUUCUACAAAAUCUAAAGUAACAACUCACUUCUACUACUAAAACAGCGAAUCCUAUCGUUUAGCCCCCUCCCCAAGAUAAGGGAGACGAGUUCUUCGUCCCCUCCUAUCACACAUCCUGCGAUCACAUGACAUAUUAAUCUGUGUGUCAGAUGUCUUUAACCAUAUAAAGAGAACAAAGAGAAUAUGCCGACAAGCAACGCCAACUUAAAGUAAAUGUCAACCGAGUGUUUUACGCGUAUACACAGUCAAGUCGGCAAAACAAACGAGGCUGCGGAUGGUUGAAGACAAGUUCGUGUAAUCUUGCCAAGAAAAACUUUCACAAUUUGUGCGUUGAAUCUUGGAUUUUGUGUUUAAUAUUCGAAAGUUCACAUUCAUUCGUAGACGCACUUAUUUUUCACACUGUCUACACACUCACAGCAAGCGCGGAUGAGAUAGGAGCUGAGCCAAACUAAGGGCAGGUGUCUUGGUACAGUCUUCCGCAAGAAGUACGAGAAAGCGCGAAGACUGCAUGAACGAUAAGAAAUCACGGAAGCUAUAGAAGAAUCAAUACAAAGCGUGUGUGCGUCAGCGCUCAGUGAGGGGAGAAGUUUACUAAAUCAACUGGACACGGCAAGCUAACAGUACGCUUUCACUCACGGUAGCCACGAAACCGUCCUUUAUACCGCGAGACAAAUCUGCGAUCGAAUUCUAUAAGCCUAUAUCAUAUUCUUUACCAAUAAACAAAUCAGACCAAAUGACUAUGGGAGAUAAUACAACGUUUCCUCCGAAUGGAGGAAAUCCCAAUACGACAUGUCUAGCUGGAAACACAGUAAAUAUCUGCACCGGCUGCCAUCAGGCGAUAGAAGAUAGAUUCCUUAUGAAGGUUACUGAAGACCCUUGGCAUGAGAGUUGUCUGCAAUGUUGUAUAUGCCAUGCUCAACUGUCUAGGAAAUGUUUCAGUCGUGAACGAAAACUGUAUUGCAGGACUGACUAUGAGAAGUUGUUUGGUACGAAAUGCAGUCACUGUGGUGAGCCUAUUCCAUCAAACGAGUUGGUGAUGAGAACUGCUGGUCAUGUGUACCACAUUAACUGUUUCGCAUGCGUGGUCUGUGAAUGUCGUCUCGAGAAAGGACAGGAGUUUGCCCUCAAAGAUAACAAACUCUAUUGUAAAGAACAUUUUACCAAUAUGAAAAUAAUUAAACAAGAAAGAGAGGACAAUUCCGAUAGUGAAGACCCGGACAGCGACACGGACUCUGACGGAAAGAAACCCGCAAAGCGGCCACGGACAAUCCUAACGAGUCAACAGAGGAAAAUAUUUAAAUCUUCUUUCGAAGUCAGCUCGAAACCAUGUCGCAAGGUUCGGGAGGAACUGUCACGUGAAACUGGUCUGAGUGUGCGAGUUGUUCAAGUUUGGUUCCAGAAUCAACGAGCUAAGAUCAAGAAACUAGCUCGAAGAAAUAAUCCUGAAUCCGACAAUGCUGCCAGUUGCAGAGUAACAAACAGACAAAGACCUGGAAAGAAGUCAAAGGAAGAGAAAGAGAGUAACAAAAAGAACACAAACGGCUGCAACAGUCCACUAUCUAUGGGCCAACCCGUUGUUACCCUACCACUACCUCCGAUGUCCCAUUAUACUAACCUAGGUCCGGUCAUUACCCCCGGACAGUACCCUGGAGCACCAAAUCAUAUGGCCCAAAUGAUGGGGUUUCCAUUCCCACAAAAUAUGAAACCUCUCGAACCAAUACCGGAAAUGUCACCAUCAAUGGACGGGAUGCCCGUCAUGGAUGAUCAAAUGCCUGGUCAGAUACCGUUUUCCACGCCCUCUGAGAUCAAUAGUCUCUCAGCGGCAAAUUUAAUUAAUACACAGAACGGCCAAAAUCAUUUAGAACUAAUGCAUGACAUGCUAAAUUCAUUCUAGCUAGCUUGUAGAUAAUAUAGGAUUGUGUAGAAUAAGCAAAAUAUUUUAGCAAUUUUUGCACCAUUUGACAUGGCAAACCCUUUGACACACCGGGGAUGUUCGAGAAUGAUUAUUGUUCAACAUUCACAAUGGUAAAAUCAUUUUGCGAAAAAACUAUAUUUUAUUCAUAUUCCGCAUUUCUUUUUUCAUGUGGUGUAAAAAUUCCUAAAAUCUGCUUGUUGUUAUUAUAAGCGAUUCUCUAUUAGAAUCUGUGAAAUAUAUAUUAUAUGCAUAUAAUUAAUAGCUCAACCAAUCAGAUUAGUCCAUCCCCUGUUGAACAGGAUUGCUUGAGUUAAAACCUUUUAGUUGGGCCCUUUUGAGAAACCAUGUUUCCAAAUAGAUGUUAUGGGUAUCUUACGGUAUAAUAGAAGCGGGUAAACCUCAGUUGCAGGCUAUCCCCAGUCUGUCAGUUCUCUCAAUUGUUGUCGAAGAUCCACAGGAACUGAUGCAAAUUUUAUCUCAUUCAGAAAAUAUUAUAAAUGUAAUUAUUUAUUCAGAAUACUUUAAAGAUGUAAAUUUCUUACCAGUAAAAUAUGAUGUGGAAUUAUUAUUUCAAAUAUCAAGGUGGAAAAAUCAUAUUUUAUUGGAAAGAAUUGAACCAAACUGUACAAAGCAACGAGGAAAUACUUGUUUAAUAGUAGCAGAAUGUUUAAAUUUUAAAAAAAUAUAU
Messenger RNA from Dendronephthya gigantea, 2696 nucleotides. RefSeq names its product LIM homeobox transcription factor 1-beta-like. Bases 827 to 1987 code for a protein of 386 amino acids. Gene Ontology annotation, cellular component: nucleus. NCBI's taxonomy places the organism in Eukaryota, Metazoa, Cnidaria, Anthozoa, Malacalcyonacea, Nephtheidae. The record is from RefSeq and is a predicted model, not a curated record. Gene Ontology annotation, molecular function: RNA polymerase II transcription regulatory region sequence-specific DNA binding; DNA-binding transcription factor activity, RNA polymerase II-specific. Gene Ontology annotation, biological process: neuron differentiation; regulation of transcription by RNA polymerase II. The transcript is spliced from 7 exons.